Striga asiatica is the source of this 869-nucleotide messenger RNA. Lineage: Eukaryota; Viridiplantae; Streptophyta; Magnoliopsida; Lamiales; Orobanchaceae. The record is from the annotation of a GenBank genome assembly.
UUUUUUUUUUUUUUUAAUGUCAAUAUAUACAUUUUCGUCGAGAUUGCUGAUUUUUAUAUUGCUUUAUAUACACUGUUAUCUUGUUUUUUUUUUUUUAUCUAAAUACAGAUUAGCAUCGUGAGCCAGGAACCUGUUCUUUUCAACUGUUCGAUCGAAGAGAACAUUGCCUAUGGAUUUGACGGGAAAGCAAGUGCUACUGACAUAGAAAAUGCAGCUAAAAUGGCGAAUGCUCACGAAUUCAUCUCUAACUUUGCCGAGAAGUACCAGAGCUUUGUUGGGGAACGUGGUGUGAGGCUUUCAGGUGGUCAAAAACAAAGAAUAGCCAUUGCCAGAGCUUUGCUUAUGAACCCAAGAAUCCUGCUUUUAGACGAGGCAACCAGUGCACUUGAUGCUGAAAGCGAAUAUCUAGUUCAGGAUGCCAUGGACUCACUAAUGAAGGGAAGGACAGUGCUAGUCAUAGCUCAUCGGCUUUCAACCGUCAAAACUGCAGAUACAGUUGCAGUAGUUUCUGAUGGUCAGAUAGUAGAGAGAGGCAGUCACGAUGACCUCUUAAGAAAGGAUGGAAUUUACACGGCCUUGGUUAGGAGACAGUUACAAGCACCAAAACCAGAAAUAUAGUCACUUCGUUUAAUCACAAAGCAGUAUUUGCUGAUAUAAUCCGACGAAUCCAAAACCGUCAUGCUAAUUCGUUCUUCAUAUGAACAAUAUAUAGUCUUGUAUAUUUUCAAUAGGGCUGAGAGUUCAAGCUUUUGUAAUGUUAAGGUUCUUGACUAGAUCUGGUUCUUUACAAUUAUUACCUCAUUUAAUUUAAUCUAUAAAAUGGAUAUUUAUAACUAGCAAGUGUGUUUAUAUAUGUGAAUUGAUUCCUG